Molecule: messenger RNA, 1266 nt
Organism: Elephantulus edwardii (Cape elephant shrew)
Lineage: Eukaryota; Metazoa; Chordata; Mammalia; Macroscelidea; Macroscelididae
Product: putative tripartite motif-containing protein 75-like
Exons: 2
Coding region: 1-1266 (421 amino acids)
Molecular function (GO): zinc ion binding
Source: RefSeq, a predicted model, not a curated record
AUGGCAGGAGUGGUGGCAGAGGCCAAAUGUCCAAUCUGUCUGGAUCUUCUGAAAGAUCCCGUCACCACUAAGUGUGGACACAAUUUCUGCCGAUCCUGCAUGCAGAAGUCAUGGGAGGAGAAAUGUAACAGGGUCUCUUGCCCACUGUGUCAACAACUAUGUCAACACAAAAUAUUAAAGCAGAACAAUCAGCUGAGAAAUAUAUUGUAUGGAGCCAAAUUAUACCUCUUCAGCAUGGAAAUGAAGAAGAAAAAGACACCUCAGUGCAAGAAACACAAGCAGGUCCUCAACUUUUUCUGUGAGGAUGACCACAAGGUGCUGUGUGACCUCUGCACCAGGGUCCACUGGAGUUGCAAUGUGAAGCCCCUAAAGCAGAUUGCCUCUCAUCACAGAAAACAGAUCAUGGAUUAUGUGACUACUCUGAGGAAUCAAUUGGAUGACUAUACGAACUCCCGAGCCAUUCAAGAGAAAAAAGUAAAACAAGUGAAUCAGAGCAUUGCAAAGGUGUGGCAUAAAUUAAAUUAUGAAUGCAAACACAUGAAUCACUUUUUAGAAUGGCAGCACAACAUCUGUGUCUCUAGGGCAGCUUAUGUAGAGCGUGUUAAACAAAAAAUACAUAAAGAAACAUGUUCAAACUGUAUUUCUAUACGCACAUGUCUAAAACAGGAAGUGGCAGAGAGGAGUGUUAUAAUGGACAAUAUAAAAUUGCUGACGCGUAUCAAGAACAUCUAUAAUGUGUGUGAUAACCUCACCCCUCCAUCUUCCUCUUCCAUCCAGUUAAGUGAGAGAGAAGCCAAUCUUCCCCCAUUGUUCAAGCCUCUGAAGAAAAUUAAGGCUUUUAAAAGAGAUGUGACUCUGGAUCCUGAAACAGCACAUCCCAGCCUUCUAAUACCUGAAGUUAAAAAGUCGGUGACAUUUGUGAUGGAAAAGGAAAUACUUCUUCCUACUCUGAAGAGAUUUAGCACUUUCCCACUGGUCCUGGGAUCUGAAGGCUUCGAUUCAGGCAGGCAUUACUGGGAAGUGAGAGUGAAUGACAAGCCUGAAUGGAUGAAUGUCGCUCCAGAGGUGGAGAGGUGUAUCAGCUCGGCCAAAGCCCAAUGGUUCCGCUCCCCCAAUGAGGAAGGAACUCGGAUCUCUAAAGAGGACACGGUCCCUGUUUGCAGGCGGCAGGGAUACGGUUCCCUGACUGCAAGCAGCAUCCCACUGCCAGCUCAGAGCAGGGGAACGGACGAGAACGGGCGAUCAGAACUUAGGCUGGACCUCUGA